Staurois parvus is the source of this 678-nucleotide messenger RNA. The record is from the annotation of a GenBank genome assembly. NCBI's taxonomy places the organism in Eukaryota, Metazoa, Chordata, Amphibia, Anura, Ranidae.
ACGGGUGGUCGGUGCACACAGCAGGCACAGUUCAGGACACAGGUGGUCGGUGCACACAGCGGGGACAGUUCAGGAAAUGAGUGGUCGGUGCACACACCGGGGACAAUUCAGAACACGGGUGGUCGGUGCACACAGCAGACACAGUUCAGGACACAGGUGGUCAGUGCGCACAACAGGGACAGUUCAGGACACGGGUGGUCAGUGCGCACAGCGGGGACAGUUCAGAACACGGGUGGUCAGUGCGCACAGCGGGGACAGUUCAGAACACGGGUGGUCAGUGCGCACAGCGGGGACAGUUCAGCACGGGUGGUCACGCACAGCGGGGACAGUUCAGAACACGGGUCAGUGCGCACACGGGGACGUUCAGGACACAUGGUAAGCAGCUUGCAGACCCUCAGCGGCAGGCGGCUCCAGACAGGAACGACCAGCGGUCAGCGUUCCAGGGAGAACCAGCGAUCAGCAGACAGCAGCAGCUCCCCGGGCACUCAACAGCGGACAGCUUCAAGGGACAUGCAGCCACGGACAGUGUGCAGGGUCCCUCAGCAGCAGCUCCCAGGGCACUCAGCAGCAGACAACCUCCAGAGACACGCAGCCACGGAUAGUGUGCAGGGUCCCUCAGCAGCAACUCCCAGGGCACUCAGCAGAGAAGGCUCAUGCAGAGCUGUGGAGACUCCCCAC